This is a messenger RNA of Sclerotinia borealis F-4128, 1110 nucleotides long. The record is from the annotation of a GenBank genome assembly. NCBI's taxonomy places the organism in Eukaryota, Fungi, Ascomycota, Leotiomycetes, Helotiales, Sclerotiniaceae.
AUGUCAGAUCAAGUAUCUGAAAUCUCCUUAUCGGAGGCUAAAGGUCCUUCAUAUCAAUACCCAUUCGCGUCAGCGCCAGACAUAAUCCGCUCACAGCAAAAAGAUGCAUACUUUGAAGGAGUUCUCCUGAAUCAUCUUUCGAAUCUCCUACGCCGAAUAUAUGGAGCAAGAUUCCUUCAUACCUAUGCCAAUGAAGCGCGAACAGUCUCCGAAUUACUCUAUCUCGGUCUCACGACAUUUAUUGGGAACCGCACCUUAGGAGAAGAGUACUGCGAUAUUGUUCAAAUUGAAGACGACACUCUCAGACUUCCCGCCAUAUCUCGCCGCGCAGGCUAUAUCCUAACUUCAAUACUUCUUCCAUAUUCUCUCACCAAGAUCCUUCCUUCAUUUCGUACCCGAAUUCGCACUAAGCUCGAAGCCAAUCUCCGCAAACUCACCCGAAAAGCACAGCAAAAAUCUUAUUCAUACAAAUUCCAACAAUAUAUCCUCAACUAUCUCUCGACCAUCACCUCACCCUCACCUAUCCACGCUCUUACCCUUACCGUCUUUUAUUUCUCGGGCUCUUAUUACCAACUCUCUAAGCGAUUGUUGGGACUCCGCUACAUCUUUACAAAGCGCAUUGCACCAUCAGAACAACGUGUAGGCUAUGAAGUCCUAGGUGUACUUCUCCUCCUCCAAAUGAGCGUGCAAACCUACCUCCACUUAAACAGCACUUUCUCCACCGAUCUUCCUUCCACCGCCUCUGGAAGCUCCGCCAUUAUAUCCAAUGGCGUAGAAAUUCCUCUCGAUACCCCUACCUCCCCUACCGAUCUCAUCGCUUCCUCUACCGCGAUUCCCCAUUCCGCCAGCUCUAUUGGCAAAACUACAAAUACACCUAUAUUACCAGGUGCACGAUAUGAUCUGAGUGAUAAUCAAGUUAUGGGAUGGAUCAAGGGGGCGCAAAAUAGAAAAUGCACUCUGUGUUUGGAGGAGCUGAAGGAUCCAAGUGUGUUAGGAUGUGGACAUGUUUUCUGUUGGAGCUGUAUUGGGGAUUGGGUUAGAGAGAAACCAGAAUGCCCGUUAUGCAGAAGGGAGGUGUUGAUUCAGCAUAUUUUGCCAUUGAGAGGAUGA